ACCAGCAGCAGUAGUGUCAACAGCCAGAAAACAAACGCAUAAUUUGUUUUGUAGUGCUGCAAACUAUUCCUUUUUGUUAAAGACUUAGGAGCUGGAGGAGCCCCACGGCGCGUGCAGACGACAGGUCCUUGCGGACUCCCCUGCGCGCUGCUUUCCCCAUCGCUGCAAGGCGGCGAGACACCGAGCUCUUUCCUCCUCUGGCUCCAAGUUAAUCAUCUGUUUGCAAUUAACCUGCGACCUCCCGCCCCCGCACACGCUGGGCAGUGCUGUAGCUUUAACGCAGGCGGUGGAAGCGGGAGGGAGGACAGCGGUGCCAGGUCCAGCCCCGAAGCUGCCGCAGAUCCCUCACUCCUGGCCCCGGUCCCAGCAGCGCUGCCUGCCAUGGGGAGCUGCAGGGUCCUCGCCGUGGUCCUCGCCUUCCUCGCCCUCCUCUCCAUCGCUGCUGCCCGCCGCAAGCUGCUGGUGUUCCUGCUCGACGGCUUUCGCUUCGACUACAUCGACGACAAGGAGCUGGAGGCUCUGCCGGGCUUUCAGAACAUCGUCAACAUGGGGGUGAAGGUGGAUUACAUGACCCCAGAUUUCCCCAGCCUCUCCUACCCGAACUAUUACACGCUGAUGACAGGUCGCCACUGUGAGGUCCAUCAGAUGAUUGGAAACUACAUGUGGGACCCAAAGACUAAUGUAUCUUUCGAUAUUGGCGUGAAUAAAGAAAGCCUGCUGCCUCUCUGGUGGAAUGGAUCGGAGCCUUUGUGGGUCACAAUGACAAAAGAAAAAAAGAACGUUUUCAUGUACUACUGGCCAGGUUGUGAGGUCGAAAUCCUUGGAGUCAGACCAAGCUAUUGCCGCGAAUACUUCAGUGUCCCGACAGACAAAAACUUUGCAGAUGCUAUCAGUGACGCUCUCGAGUCUUUCCGCAACGGCAGUGCCGAAAUGGCCGCGGUGUACUACGAGCGCAUCGACGUGGAAGGCCACCACUAUGGCCCUUCGUCCGAGCAGCGGAAGAGUGCUUUGAAAGAGGUGGACAAAGCCUUGAGCAACAUGAUCAGCCAGAUCAAGAGCAAGGGCCUUCAGAAUGAUGUCAAUGUCCUCCUCUUCUCUGACCACGGGAUGACGGACAUCUCGUGGACGGACAAAGUGAUUGAGCUGAAGAACUACAUCAAUAUGAGUGAUACCAUUCAAAUGAAGGACCGGGGUCCUGUCGUCAGCCUUUGGCCAGUUCCAGAGAAGCACACAGAGAUAUAUCAAAAAUUGAAAGCUGCAGAACACAUGGAUGUUUAUAACAUACAGGAUAUUCCAGAGAGGUUUUUCUACAAAAAAGGAAAAUUUGUUUCUCCUCUAACCCUUGUUGCUGAGAAGGGAUGGUUCAUAGUAGAGAGCAGGGACAAGCUGCCCUUCUGGGAGAACGGCACGGGGAAGAGGGAGGCCUGGCAGAACGGCUGGCAUGGCUACGACAACGAGCUCAUGGAGAUGAGAGGCAUCUUCCUCGCGUAUGGUCCAGACUUCAGAUCCAACUUCCGAGCGCCUCCGAUCAGGUCCGUGGAUGUCUACAACGUCAUGUGCACCCUCGCGGGAGUACAGCCGCUGCCAAACAAUGGCUCCUGGGACCGGGUGGAGUGCAUGCUCAGAAACACGGCCGCCUUGGCACCGCUCCGCCAGUGGAGCAGCUGUGCGCUCGCCCUGACUCUGCUCUCGCUCCUCGCCCAGCAGAUCUGGUUGCUGUGAUCCCCGAACAAUGUUGGUCACUGUCACCAGCAACUUGAUCCUUCUCCUUUUUUUUUUUUUUUUUGUAUGUGUGUGUUUUGUUCUUUGUUUCUCUGUGUGUGUUUUGUUUUUUUAAGUUCUUCAUUUGAAUAAUAGCUUUAUUAAUAGAGUGCUGUCCCCCGCUCAGCCGUCGUGCUCCGCCAGGCGUGAAUCCGACCCAUCCUGCUUUUACAGCAGUUAUAACGUGAAGACAGGUUUUGUGCUGCUUUAAACACAGCCAGGAAAGCUGGUGUCGCUGCUCUAGAUUUACAGAGCUGGCAAUGGGAGCAGGAUUCAGGCUGGCUAACAGCAAACUUUUCUGGUGGGUGCAUGCGGAGAUCCCUGGACAUCAAGCAUUUCUUACCCCAGCAAGUUUAACCGAGAGGCUCGCCCUGAUUCCUGCUCAGGGGUGGAGGCAGACCUCUGUGCAUUUACCUUGCUGUGUCUGGCUUACUCCUUUAUCUCCAGCAGACCUCCACUUCUCCUUACAGUGCCAGCCAAGCCCGGUCCCUACCAACCCCUUCAUCAAAGAGCCAAGCUCUUCGCUGAGCAAUCGUAGUGCCAAGAAAGGUGGAUCAGCAGGAGAGCAGUGGGAGCAUCCUAAUUCUCCCAGCCUUUCCUUCUUCGUUUUCCCUUAAAGCAAGCCCUGGCACUGCAUGCCCCUGGGGCUGGGCUUUCAUCAGUGACCGCAGCUGGAGGGAAGGCUGGGGCAAGAGGAGACUGAUGGAAAUCCUCCACACCAGAAACUGGAGGACAUUGAAAUGGCAUCUGGACACACCAGGUUCAGGACCAAGUACGAUGAGGAAGCCUGGCAUUUAACAGCCUCUCUGCUUUUCCUGGUGAAGAUGAUAUCACCUGCUUAGUUGUUUUUUGUUCGUUUAUUUUAUCCAAUUGUGUUUCUGAAGGUUUUCAACAGCUACUACUUUUCUACCAGCUCCUGCUCUCUACGUCUCUGCCAUUGAAGCAAUGUGGUGGGCAGCACAUUCCCUUGCUGUUUUUCUUUAGAGGUGGUAUUCUGCUGCAGGGAGAGAGGUUUACACAGAUGCAUCUCUCUACACCUCUCUCUCAGUUAAGCCUAGCUAAGAUUUCCACCUUGGGAUAUGAAACCCAAAGUCGUAAUGGUUGACUUAAAUAUAGCAGGAGAGCAUGAGGCUGCUCUCAGAGGUAAUGCAUCUGAAGGUCAAGUCAAAUGGAUGAUAUAAUCCUGAAAACAUCAACACAGCAGACAUAGUAAAUCCCCUGAAAAAAAAAAAAAAA
Messenger RNA from Cygnus atratus (black swan), 2997 nucleotides. RefSeq names its product ectonucleotide pyrophosphatase/phosphodiesterase 6 (gene ENPP6). The record is from RefSeq and is a predicted model, not a curated record. The coding region runs from base 382 to 1722 and encodes 446 amino acids. Lineage: Eukaryota; Metazoa; Chordata; Aves; Anseriformes; Anatidae. The transcript is spliced from 8 exons.